AUGAUCCUAGCGGAGGAAUGACUGAGAUUCAUGAUGACGUUUCGACAGAUGAAGAUGAAUUCCUUAGUGACCCUGAUUCUGAUGCAGAUGCAGACGGUGAUAAUGAGUACAAUUCAUAUGAAUCAGACUAAAUUCAUCUAUAUACUAAAGAAGUUUGGAGUUGUAUAUUUCUUUUAUUACUCAAUGAGGGGACGUGGAAGGGUUAGCAAGCCCAGAGGACGGGUUCAACUUCCUGUAAGUGCAAGUCAAGAGGACGCGAAUACAGAUGACGGACAUGAGCAUGAGGCGCAUAUACCACGAGCACCGACGGGACUUGGGGAUACGGAACUUCAGAUAUGGGUUCCACUUGCAUCCAGUGUACAGCCAUCUCAUAUAGAUCGAUCAUAUACACCAGUUGCACCAUCUGCCGAUGCACAGCUUCCCCGUCCCCUUCCACCACCUCACCGUCACAGUUUACAUCCUCACCACCCUCCUGCAGCUCCAUGA
Manihot esculenta (cassava) is the source of this 486-nucleotide messenger RNA. RefSeq lists its product as uncharacterized. The record is from RefSeq and is a predicted model, not a curated record. The coding region runs from base 31 to 486 and encodes 151 amino acids. Lineage: Eukaryota; Viridiplantae; Streptophyta; Magnoliopsida; Malpighiales; Euphorbiaceae. The transcript is spliced from 2 exons.